Paramuricea clavata is the source of this 1001-nucleotide messenger RNA. The record is from the annotation of a GenBank genome assembly. NCBI's taxonomy places the organism in Eukaryota, Metazoa, Cnidaria, Anthozoa, Malacalcyonacea, Plexauridae.
AUGGUUCAAGAGAGAAUAAAAAACUGUAUUCCGUGCCAAGCUGCAACACAAGGUACCAUGGCAAAACCAGAACCAUUGAAAAUAACCCCACUAGCAAAAGCACCAUGGAACGAAAUUGCUAUUGACUUCGUUGGUCCCUUUCCAUCGGGCGAAACACUACUUGUAGUCAUUGAUGAAUUCAGCAGAUUUCCGGAAAACGAAAUUCUCCAUUCCACAACAGCUGUCAUACCCAAACUCGAUGGUAUUUUCUCUAGACAAGGGAUACCCAAAGUCGUAAAAUCAGACAACGGCCCACCGUUCAAUAGCGCAGAAUUCGCAAACUUCGCCAGUUUCCUUGGUUUUCAACACAGAAAGGUUACGCCCUAUUGGCCCCUAGCUAAUGGUGAAGUCGAAAGUUUUAUGCGAACCCUCGAAAAAGCAAUCCGUACAGUCCAUUUAGAGAAAAAGAAUUGGAAACAAGAAAUGAACGUAUUUCUACGCCAGCAUCGUGCAACUCCACACAGCACCACCUACACAUCCCCAUCUGAAGCUCUAAACAGCCGAAAACUGCAAACGCUUCUUCCCCAGCUCACCGAAGUUCCCAAUCCUGAAGCAGAUAAUUCCAUCCACGAAACGGACAGUGAGAAGAAAAUAAAGAUGAAGGAAUACGAUGACAAACGACGAUGUUCUGAAACCAGCGAAAUAAAAGUAGGAGAUACAGUCCUAAUCCAACAACCGAAAUUAAAGCAAACAAGUUGUCCACUCCUUUUGAUCCAAGUCCUUACAAGGUCGUAGCGAGAAAAGGAAGUAUGGUCACUGCUGAACGUGGUUCUCAGAAAGAUACCCGCAACGUUUCGUUUUUCAGAAAAAUCAAAGCUACCUUCAUCCCGGAAGAUGCGACAGUCGAUGAAUCCGAUGAUCCAAUCCCACAUUCCCAACACAACUUGAAGCAACAAGUUGCACAACCACCUCCCAGAAGAUCUCAACGGAACAGACAACCUCCCAAGAGACUGAGAUAUUAA